AUGGGUAGUUUGGGAGAUGAGGAAGUGAGGUGGGAGGAGAGGAGAGUGCACUUGGAGGGUGAGAAAUUGAUAGUGCCUGUGAUUUUAGGAGGGAAAUCAAGGGGGAGGGGGAGUUGGGGUUAUGGGUCAUGGGGCCUAGGUUGGAGGGUAGUUGUUAGAUGGGUUUGGGUGGAGAGUGGUUGUGGGAUGGGUUUGGGGGGUGAAGCUUGA
Prunus armeniaca (apricot) is the source of this 210-nucleotide messenger RNA. NCBI's taxonomy places the organism in Eukaryota, Viridiplantae, Streptophyta, Magnoliopsida, Rosales, Rosaceae. The record is from the annotation of a GenBank genome assembly.